AUGCUGGAUGAGGAGCAUUCCAAGCUCCCGCAGUCACUCAUCGACCACAAUUUUUAUCAUCUUGGCAGUAUCGGAGGUCUCAAUGUUGUUAUCGCUGGAUUGUGGCAGGCUGGAAACCCUACAGCGGCGACGGUUGUGGCCCAAAUGCGAAUGACGUUUUCCAAGAUCCGAUUCAGUCUACUAGUCGGCAUAGGAGGCGGCUUUCCUGUGGUCACGGAACAUGGCAUGAUCCGACUCGGCCAUGUGGUCGUGAGUAAGCCCGUUGGGCUUUACUCCGGUGCCAUUCAGUAUGACCAUGGCAAAGCCGAAACUGGCACUAUUGCAUCGGGGGAGCUUGUGAUCAAGGAUGCAGCGAAACGAGACCUUCUAGGACAAGAGUAUGGGGUGCUGUGCUUCGAAAUGGAGGGCGCAGGUGUCUUAAGUGACUUCCCCUGUCUUGUGAUUCGGGGAAUCUCAGACUAUUGCGACUCAGACAAGAAUGACCAGUGGCAUGGUCUCGCCGCAGCCGCCGCGGCCGCCUAUGCCAGAGAGCUUUUUUUCUAUAUGCCAAUUGACCAGAUCAAUCCGAGUGAUGAUCAAGAAAGGAAGAAGAUUGCCGACUGGAUCUCCCCAACCAACUAUGCGACAUUUCAAGCCGACUUUUAUGACCAAAGACAGGAAGGAACUGGACAGUGGUUACUAAACACAGCUGAAUUCCGUGAGUGGGUACAGAACAAGGAGUUCUCUUCUGCCCGGGGAUUCCUGGAGCAGGAAAACCAAUCCUCUCGUCUAUUAUCAUUAAUCACCUCCAAGAAAGCUUUACAAUGA
Molecule: messenger RNA, 807 nt
Organism: Aspergillus affinis
Lineage: Eukaryota; Fungi; Ascomycota; Eurotiomycetes; Eurotiales; Aspergillaceae
Product: 5'-methylthioadenosine/S-adenosylhomocysteine nucleosidase family protein
Exons: 3
Coding region: 1-807 (268 amino acids)
Biological process (GO): nucleoside metabolic process
Molecular function (GO): catalytic activity
Source: RefSeq, a predicted model, not a curated record